AAGGGCAAAGUUGCUGAAAUUACCCCCACCUCCUUCCCCUCCAAAUUUGAAAGAGGAUUUCAUUUCUCUACUUACUUUAGGCUGUCAACUACAAGUCUUCAAGUCCACUGCAUGCCUAAAAGUCAACAAACAUACAUUUUCUUUUUUGGGUGGGUAGCAUACGUGCUAUUACUUCAGCAUAAAUUUGGUCUUUUGGACUUGAGGUUGCUUCAAAACUCAAUUUGCAUCAAUAGUUUCCCAUCAACUUUGGGAAACUAUUAUCUUUCUCUAUUUUCUUGCCCUGCUUUCUCUGCUUCUUUUUUGAUGGAAAGUAUGGACCGCCGCCGACGCCGACGCCGCAAACAAGCUAAAAUUAACAAUUCUGAGUCUGAAGAGGUCAGUAGUAUUGAAUGGGAGUUUAUAGACAUGAGUGAACAAGAGGAAGACCUCAUUUACAGAAUGUAUAGGCUUGUUGGAGAAAGGUGGGAUUUGAUAGCUGGAAGGAUUCCAGGCCGGAAAGCAGAAGAAAUAGAGAGGUUUUGGAUAAUGAAACACCGUGAAGGGUUUGCUGAGAAACGAAGGUUGCAUAGCAAAGCGAAGUCUAAGACUUAUCGUUAGGCAUUAACUUACAAUGUUUUUCAAAUAGGUUCUUGAUUAAUUUUGUUGAUUGUUUCCUUUUGUAUUAAUUAAUUUUGUUGAUUGUUUCCUUUUGUAUUUGUUUGUUGUUGUUUGGCUUCUAAAAUCUGUGCAGGGUUUUGUUUCGUUUCGUUUCUUUUGUCAGCAGAGACUUAAUUUAAACUUUUCUUCGGAAA
Molecule: messenger RNA, 791 nt
Organism: Populus trichocarpa (black cottonwood)
Lineage: Eukaryota; Viridiplantae; Streptophyta; Magnoliopsida; Malpighiales; Salicaceae
Product: transcription factor TRY
Exons: 3
Coding region: 112-597 (161 amino acids)
Biological process (GO): cell differentiation
Cellular component (GO): nucleus
Molecular function (GO): transcription cis-regulatory region binding
Source: RefSeq, a predicted model, not a curated record